AUGGGUGUUCAGCACCUUUCCUGGCUGGCCUAUGGCCUGGCAUCCGCUCUUUUCACUCAAGUCUGCUCGGCCCAUGUUCUCGAGCCUAUUGAUAUGCUAGAGUAUGAGGAGGGCCAUAUUGGUGCCCGUGACACGGACUACUCUAAAAUGGAUCUUCUCAAUUACGAGACUUUCCUAUGGGGUGGUCUUAGUGCAAAGGGCAGAUACGGCCUCGGAAACUUCACAACCUUCAUGCCUGGCAAGCACGAGAGCAUCAUUGCCAUGGAGAAGUUCUAUCCUCUGUUGAAGUCAACCGAGUGCACCAAGGAUAGCAUGACUAUGAAGUUCGAGGAUGAGAAGGCCUUCCACUACGGGACUGAGGCCUGGAAAUGGGUCAAUGAGCACGAAAAACACACCUUCCUGCUUGUUGCUGGAAAGGGCCACUGCAAGUGGAACGAAGACCGGCUCCCGUUUGUUGUCAAGAAUGUUGAGUUUGAUGAUAAGACCAACACUAUUAAGACGACUGGCGAGGUCUCUACCUGGACCAAGUCGGCCCAUUCAUACGAGCUCUACGUGAGCGGCCGCCCUGCCUCGACCAAGCGCGAUUGGGACAAGAGCUUCACCUUUGAUAUCGAUGCAGGGAUCCCACUCAGCCAUAUCAGCCUGGGCAGCGGUGAUUACAAAUUGACAUACGACUGUAUUGGCUGUGGCACGAAGGGAUCCCUUGAUUUUGACUUCCACAUUAAAACAUGGCUGGACAUCCCGCAUGACAUUGAACUUAUCCUGUCUCCUAAAGGAGUCUCUUUCACAUACGAGCCUACACUGGGAGUUUCUGCAGCUCUCACAGAGGCUAUUAAGCCAGAUCCGCUAUCUUUGGGGAAAAUCCCCCUCGAUGGAGUAUCCUUCGGAGAUGGCCUUCUGAGCCUAGGCCCCAACAUCGAGUUUUCAUUGGGUGCCUCUAUAGGUCCGCUCAAGGGCGUUGCUUCAAUCACAGGCGGAGGGGUUAUGACUGUUGCGGAUUCGGGAUCAUUGACUGUUGACCUGUUGGAUCCCGGCUCCGAUUCGAAUGGGUGGGAGACAUCGUGGGAGCAAAAGGAUUUGACCUUCAGUGCUGGUCUCAGCGGCUCUUGGCAAAUCAACCUUGAUGCUAAGCUUAUGCUGUCAUUGGAAGCGUUGGACCAUGGAUUCGAGACUGGCUUGGAUCUGCAGGGUUUCUAUGGCGCAACCCUAGGCCUUACGGACACAACUGGAGACGCCUGUCCCAACCAGGCAGGGGACGAACACACAGCCUUGAAAUAUACUCCAUCAGCUGGCGUCAACCUCAUUGGAGAGGCUUUGUAUGAAGAUGGCACAGAGAGUCCGCUCCUGUCUGCAACACUUUGGUCCUGGGUCCAUACGUUUGCGAGCUGGUGUACCGGAGUCGACGGCGGAAUUACUACUCCAACUGCCUCAUUCUCAUCGCAGUCGUAUACGGUUCCCACUUUAACGUCGCCGAAACCGAUUCCUUUCUCGUCGGCGCCUUCGUCAUCGUUCCCGUACCCACCGUACUCAAUUCCCACUCCCUCGUCGUGGACACGCCAGCCUGCUCCACCGUCCUCAGGGUCAGGUCCAGUCCCGCCGCCAGGUUCCACCACAGUUGCACUGCCGCCGCCAGGCUCUUCUACAGUCAAGCCGCCGCCGCCAUCAUCUAUUACAUCCAACCCGGCGCCGCCGCCGCCUCCUCCACCUCCACCAAAGAGUACCACCAGCUCUAGCGUAAUCGGCCCCCGUGUCCGUCGGAGACACGUGGUUCCCAAGGAAGCCAGAAUGCCGCCGUGGCUCCGGGAAUGA
Molecule: messenger RNA, 1809 nt
Organism: Penicillium riverlandense
Lineage: Eukaryota; Fungi; Ascomycota; Eurotiomycetes; Eurotiales; Aspergillaceae
Exons: 5
Coding region: 1-1809 (602 amino acids)
Source: RefSeq, a predicted model, not a curated record